Molecule: messenger RNA, 1908 nt
Organism: Betta splendens (Siamese fighting fish)
Lineage: Eukaryota; Metazoa; Chordata; Actinopteri; Anabantiformes; Osphronemidae
Gene: stoml3b
Product: stomatin (EPB72)-like 3b
Exons: 7
Coding region: 630-1481 (283 amino acids)
Cellular component (GO): plasma membrane
Source: RefSeq, a predicted model, not a curated record
CCAUUUAUAAACAACUGUUACUUAGUCAUGAGACACUCGUGAGAAAAUGUUUUUUGUGUUUGAAUAACUAACACACAAAAACACUAUUAACACUUAGGUGAAAUAGUAUUAGGUGAAACAUCUAUACAGUGAUUACUAGCAUUUCACAGAAAGACCAGUAUGCAUGAGUCAGACUUCUGCUGCUGGGUUGGGGCUGGUAAAAGUCAUUUUGCCAACAUAUUGGUGUUUCUUUUCUAAGUGACUGGAAAGUGUAGCAAUGAUGGAAUAAUGUCAUGACUCACAUGGAAACUGUCAUAGAGAUAAGAUAAAGAUUUAUUAUUCCACUGUAAGUUACAGUGUUGUAUUUCAUGUAAAGGCAGCUCAACAUAUGUUUAGAUUAGAUUUAGAUUUAUUUUACAAGAAUUUAUUACACUCACUGUGGUGUUGUCUUCCUACCUCUAAUUGUCCGGUGACUUAUUAUGGAAACAAUUGUACUUUUCUGAUGACCAACUCAACUCUACAGCCACACCUUCAUUUCUCACUGCUGCUACAGUUUAUUGCAGCAUUGCAGCUUUAAAAGGCUGAGUGCCCUCCUCCUGGGUAAGUGCACCUAACCACGCUCUCAACACACACUCAUAUUUGUUCACUACAUGGAAAUGGAAGACCAAAUGGAGAGCCAGAAGAGACGAGGAAUUAGCAAAGAAGACUUAAUAUCUGAACGCACAGGGUCUUUGGGAUGCUGUGGCUGGGUCAUUGUCAUACUCUCUGGCUUGUUCACAAUUUGCCUUUUCCCCUUCACAAUUUGGUUUUGUCUGAAGAUUGUCCAAGAGUAUGAGCGUGCUGUUAUUUUCAGGCUGGGCCGCAUCACAGACAGGAAAGCAAAAGGACCAGGUAUUUUCUUCAUUUUGCCAUGCACUGACUCCUUUGUGAAAGUGGAUCUUAGAACAGUUUCAUUCGACAUCCCACCACAAGAGAUCCUGACAAAGGACUCAGUCACAGUCUCUGUAGAUGGAGUGGUGUACUUCCGGGUCAAUGAUCCCAUCGCUUCUGUGGCCAAUGUUUCUAACGCUGACUUUGCCACGCGCUUGCUGGCACAAACCACACUCAGAAAUGUCCUGGGGACCAAGAACCUGGCUGAGGUCCUGUCUGACCGUGAGGGCAUCGCACACAGCAUGCAGUCUAACCUGGAUGAAGCCACAGACAACUGGGGCAUCAAAGUGGAGCGUGUGGAAAUUAAAGAUGUGAAGCUGCCAGUUCAGCUGCAGAGAGCCAUGGCUGCUGAAGCUGAGGCUGCACGGGAAGCCAGAGCCAAGGUGAUUGCAGCAGAAGGUGAGAUGAACGCCUCUCGUGCCCUGAAGGAGGCGUCUCUGGUGAUAGCGGAGUCUCCCUCAGCCCUGCAGCUUCGCUACCUGCAGACUCUAAAUACUAUUGCAGCCGAGAAGAACUCCACCAUCAUUUUCCCCCUGCCCAUGGAUGUCAUGUCUCACUUUAUGCGAAAGUGAGCUGCUGGCUUUCACAAUUAUUAGCAUCUCGGUUUAUACAUGAUCGCAAAAUAUUUUAUUGUAAAACAAACUGUGACAAUGCAACAUUUGUUUAGAGGUGUCAGGAAAACAUGUUUUUGUUUUUUUGUUUAAAUAAUCAAGCUUUGAUCAGGCCAAUCCUGCUAAUUAUACAAUAUUGCAUAUUCUUUGACAUACAUAUUCAAUUUAUCUUUAAUAUUAUUCUUUAAUCAAUGUAUUAAAUAUUAAGAGAGUUGUGAUUAAUCUAGAUAUUCUCUGUUAUACAUUAAAAAACAGGCUAAUCUCUAAUAUGCUGUAUACUAUACAAUACAACACGCAUCACAAUUAAACAGACUGUUUUUCUGCCACUUCACAGAAUGAUUCUGGUGAAUUUGCAGUAUGUUGUAAUAAAGUCUUUUAUCAAAAAGUC